This is a messenger RNA of Salvelinus namaycush (lake trout), 3624 nucleotides long. RefSeq names its product VGF nerve growth factor inducible (gene vgf). Bases 1 to 3624 code for a protein of 1207 amino acids. The transcript is spliced from 6 exons. Lineage: Eukaryota; Metazoa; Chordata; Actinopteri; Salmoniformes; Salmonidae. The record is from RefSeq and is a predicted model, not a curated record. Gene Ontology annotation, molecular function: neuropeptide hormone activity.
AUGACCGACCCAAGAGAACAGGAAGCAGCAGGACAUCCCAACCAGCGAGGCUCCUAUACCACGACUCGUGCCUGGAGCACCUCAGGACUGCCAUGGACGAAGUGUUCCAGACCAUACGACAGAAGCAGGCUACACCACCACCUUCCCAGCUCCCCGCGGCGGUCGUUCCAGCCACCCCACCACCAACUACAUCACCCGGUCCUGGCCCUCCUGGAGCGGUUUGACGGCACCCCAGCUCACUGUAGGGGGUUUCUCCUGCAGUGUGACCUCCACCUUGCCCGUCAUGCCGGGACGGCAUUGGUGAUCUCGGUGCUGACAGGCCGGGCUCUGGAGUGGGCGCACGCCAUCUGGGAGAGGGAUGGUCCAGAAGUGCAGUCCUAUGAGCGCUUCACCCAACUCUUCAGUGCAAUUUUUGACCACCCUACAGAGGGCCGAGAGGGAGGUGAGCCAGGGGUCUACGCCAGGGGUCUAGGACACGGGCAACAGGCAGACGUCCAGACCGAGCUGGCUUGUCGCAAUGAGGACCUCACGUUGGACCUGCUCAUAGCCAUCCACCUGGAUAAUCUCCUGCAUGCCCGUCGUCACCCAUCCCGGGGGUUCGGGUCUCUCCCAGGAACCUCCAGCGAGACUGAGCCGGUGGAGGUGGGCACGACGCACCUUCCCCCAGUGGAAUGUCAACGCCGUCGCCAACAGGGUCUCUGCUCCUACUGCGGGGAGUCAGACCCCCCCCUGGAACACCUGUCCCAGAAGGAGAACCAGGCGAGGAAGCGACAGGCCGAGGAGCGCUCUUGCACCUUCCCAGAGACCGAAGCCAUGGAGGCCAAUGUCCAGGAGGCGCUGGCCCAAGGAUUUCUCCGUCCGUCCACCUCUCCAGCCUCUUCCAGCUUCUUUUUCGUGAAGAAGGGCGGAGGUCUCCGCCCUUGUAUUGAUUACCGGGCACUGAAUAAGGGAACUGUUCAAAUCAGUUAUCCCCUGCUUCUCAUACCCACUGUGAUCGAACAGAUGCACGGUGCUCAGUACUUUAUCAAAUUGGAUUUACGUAGUGCCUACAACCUGGUGCGCAUCAGAGAGGGGGAUGAAUGGAAGACUGCCUUCAGCACCAGCACCGGGCACUACGAAUACAGUGUAAUGCCCUACGGCCUGACAAAUGCACCCUCAGUGUUUCAAUCCUUCAUUAACAAGGUGUUUAGAGACAUGUUGGAUCACUUUGUAGUGGUGUACAUAGACAACAUCUUGGUGUACUACACAGAGGAACUCGAUAGCUGCGCUGGACUGAGGAGGCCAACGAAGCCUUCCGUGCACUCAAGGAACGUUUUACGAACGUACCUGUUCUGGCUCAUCCUGACCCGUCUGCCCUUCAUCGUUGAGGUGGACGCCUCCAAGGUUGGAGUAGGGGCUGUUCUCUCCCAACGCACUGGAUCGCUGCCUAAACUCCAUCCAUGCACCUUCUACUCACAGAAGCUGUAUCCCGCGGACCGGAAUUACGACGUGGGGGAUCGAGCAUCACCUUCCCUCGCCCCCUCUUGUCCUUUCUGUGUGGUCAUGAUGUGGUCCCGCUUCGCCACAAGUGCCCUUAUCCUACUGGUUGUCCUGUUGAGACUCACCCUAACCCUCCCACUCACCGCCUCCGUGGCGACCGAGACACACAGCCCCAGCGACAGCCGUGCUCCUUCCCCUCUUGGACUUAGGCCAGCCGAGGGAGAGAAUGAAGGGAGGAAGGGCGGACUUCCACAGAGAGAGAGAGCAGAAGAGGAGGAUGAGCUUUUUGGAGACAUGGACCCCAAAACGUUAGCAGCCGUUCUGCUGGAGGCGAUGAAUAAGCCGCACGGGGAAAUGAGGAACGGUGUGGAGGAUGGGAGCAAGGAAAAGGAGAGAGGAAAGGAGGAGAAUGAGAGAGAGAGGCAGGAGGAGGAGAAGGGAGAGGAGGUGAGAGCAGCAUUGGAUGAGGAGGGAGCAGACCGAGACAGGGACGGUCGCGAGGAGCUUGAGCUGGCACAGGAGGAGGAGGAAAGACUAACAGAGAAAGUGACUAGCCACACCACCAGCCAGACGAUUCCUGGAAAGGAGAAACGACCUCCGGCAGAAGGAGAAAGAGGUGAGGAGGUGGGAGUGAAGGAAGUGGGGGCCAGAGAGGAUGCGCAACAGGGACCUCCCACCUCACAGGAGACUCAGCAAGAGGAGGAAGAGGAGCAACUAAGUCCAGAUGAAGUGCAGAACCUCCAGAGCAUGUUGGAGGAACUACAGAACUACAACACAGCUAACAAGAGAGAGAGGGAGGCCCAGGAGCAGAGAGGGAGAGAGAGCAGGGGCUACAGCCAAGACGACACAGACCAAGCCCUGAUCCACAACCAGAUAAAACUCAAAGCUAAAGGAUACCCCCGAGCCAUGUCGAAGAAGCUCAAAUGGCAAGAGGAGAUGCAGAAAGCCCUGAACAUGCCCACUUAUAGAGGAGGCAACUUCAUGGACGACUUUGACAAUCUGGCUCGCCCGGCGGCUGAGGAUGAUGAUGAGGAAAUGCUGAGCCCUGAGGAGGAAGAGAGGAGGGCGAAGGAGGAGCAGGAGGAGGUCAGGAGGCAGGCGAUGGAGGCGCAGAGGGCCAAAGCCGAGGAGGAGAAGUUGGCGGACAUAGCCUCGGACAUGCUCCUGCAGUACAUGGUCAAACAGGACAAAGGAAAGUACCAGAACAAGAAGACCCUGCUGUCCAACGCAGCGGAGGACAAGCGCUCUGACGAGGAGGUUGUCAGCGAGGACGAUGAUAUUGAUCCUCAGACCAUUGAUAAGCUCAUCGAGAUCUCCAGUAAGCUCCACCUCCCCGCGGACGACGUCAUUGACAUCAUCAGCGACGUUGAGAAGAAGAAGAAGAAAGACGCUCCUGAGACAUUGCCCUGGCAACGACCCCAGCAAAGACCCCUGGUUUACCCAGCAGCCAAAGCUGUCGAUGCCCAGCCUUCACACCCCCGAUACCCCACCCUGAAGCAGCCUCUCCCGGCCAUCAAUCCCCUCAAGGCGUGGUUCAAGGACAAAUCCUCCAUCAAACCCUCAAAGCAAGACCUCUGGAUCAAACCUCAACAGAAGUCCUUUCGGACUUCCUCCAACUAUCCUACCUAUCCCUUCUACCAACAGAAGCCCUAUCGAGGCUACUACCCAAUGUACUUCCCCCCUCCCAAGCCCAAGCCCCGCUUCUAUGCCAAGCCUUCCUUCAUGCUCAACGACCUCCUGUCGAAUUCUCUGGACUACGACUUUGAUUUCCCCCCCAAGAGGAGGUACCGUCCCUGGGUACAGCCCCGCCCGAGGAAGCCCCCCGCGGCACUCCGGCGGAACCUCUACUACCCAAAUUACUCCAACUACCCCAACUACCUCCUCCCCCCACAACCCAGGACAUACAACCCCCUACCCGUCCCCAUGCCUAAACCUCGCUCGUCCCCACCCAGGGGUCAGGUUCAGCCUCGCCAUCGGCAUGGUUACUAUUACCAAGCGCCCUCAGCACCUUUGUUGACCCGGGACCAAGAUUACUAUGGGAUGCAGGGGAUAGGGAUGGGGCCGCAGCAGCAAGAUAGCAAUGAAGACCUGGAGAACUACAUUCAACAGGUCUUUAUGAAACCCAGGCCUAGGAUGUUUCAGUGA